Molecule: messenger RNA, 1263 nt
Organism: Solea senegalensis (Senegalese sole)
Lineage: Eukaryota; Metazoa; Chordata; Actinopteri; Pleuronectiformes; Soleidae
Gene: plcxd1.2
Product: PI-PLC X domain-containing protein 1
Exons: 6
Coding region: 153-1097 (314 amino acids)
Biological process (GO): lipid metabolic process
Molecular function (GO): phosphoric diester hydrolase activity
Source: RefSeq, a predicted model, not a curated record
UCCUGAUUCCUCCACGGAGGAGGGACUGUGUGUGUGCAUGUGUGUGUGUGCGCGCGCGACUCUCAUCGAUCCUGAUCGACCCUGAUCAGGUGAUGGUCGGCUGUGUGACUCUCCUGCAGGUCUGAAUAAGGUCUGGAUGAGGUCUGGUUCAGAUGGAUCUUCGGGACUGGAUGUCUCAGCUGCCCCAGCAGUUGUGGGAAACUGAACUCACACAACUGACUUUACCAGGUAAACCAGGAAGUCAUGAUGCCAUGAGUUAUUGUCUGGACAUCAAGUCUCCGCUGCUCAGGUCUGAGUCAGACUCUUUCAGAAUCCUGGACAAAGUCUUCUCCUGCUUCACCCGACCUACUAUCUUUAAAUGGGCGACUACACAGGAUAAAAGCAUCGAGGAUCAGCUCUCCAUGGGAAUCCGUUACUUCGAUCUCCGCGUGGCCCACAAACCUCACGACUCCUCCAGUGACUUGUACUUCACACACGUCAUUUACACUCAUUUAACAGUUUUGGAAACACUGUUGUCAGUGGAGUCGUGGUUAGAGUCUCAUCCCAGAGAGAUCGUCGUCCUCGCCCUCAGUCACUUUGAAGGAAUGAACGACAGAUGCCACGAGUCUUUCAUUCACUCCCUGAAGAAGCUGUUUGGCUCUAAACUCUGUCCUCGGACGGAAUCAGUCCUGACCUUGCGCAGCCUGUGGGCGUCUGGUUACCAGGUCAUCCUGAGCUACGAUGACCACAGCGCCGCGAGACACGAGGAGCUGUGGCCUGAUGUCCCCUACAACUGGGCCAAUCAGAGGACAGCACAGGGAGUGAUCGGCUACCUGGACAGGAAGAAGGAUGUGGGACGUCCAGACGGUUUCUUUGUGUCUGGUCUGAACCUCACCGCUGACCGCUACUACAUCACCACCACGCCCAGUCAGACUCUGCGCACGCUGACGCUCAGUAACUGGGCGUGUCUGCAGACGUGGCUGCAGCAGCAGCUUCCUGGUUCUGAUCCUCACAGUCUGAACAUCGUCGCAGGAGAUUUUGUAGGAACUCUUCCUCUCUGCUCUGUGGUCGUCGCUCUCAACCACAAACUCCUGCACAACAAGUUCAUUCAGAUUUAACAAAGCACUGAAGCUGCUGGAGACUCUGCACAUGUCUGUCUGUCUGUCUGCAACACUUACUUAGAAAGUAUUUUUUUGCCUAAAAAGUAAAAAAUAAUCUUGGCAAGUAAGAAAAAAUGAUUUAAUUUUGUCUGUCAGUUUCAUCAAGUAAAGGAAAAGAAUAUAA